Messenger RNA from Fraxinus pennsylvanica, 1347 nucleotides. The record is from the annotation of a GenBank genome assembly. NCBI's taxonomy places the organism in Eukaryota, Viridiplantae, Streptophyta, Magnoliopsida, Lamiales, Oleaceae.
AUGGAGACACAACAAGCUAAUCUAAGAAUUCUAAUCUUCCCAUGGUUGGCUCAUGGUCAUUUAUUCCCCUAUCUUGAGCUAGCAAAGAAACUAUCCCAGAAAAACUUCAACAUAUAUUUCUGUUCUACAGCUAUCAAUCUUGGUUCAAUCAGUAAAUCCAUUGAAAAGAACUUCUGUGAUUUCUCAAUACAACUAGUAGAACUCCACUUACCCUCAUGGCCUGAACUUCCUCCCCAUUACCAGACAACCAAAAACGUACCUCCUGAUCUUAUGCCGAAGCUCUAUCAGGCUUUUCAAUUGUCAAGCUCCAGCUUCGCAGAGAUCAUCAAAAACAUAAAGCCCGAUUUGGUAAUUUAUGAUUUCUUCCAACCAUGGGCUGCCACACUUGCUUCAUCAGUAGGUAUUCCAGCAGUUUAUUUUUCCACUUCAGGAGCAGCAGCGUAUUCUUUUUACCAUCACCACUUUACAUAUGUGAAUGCUAUUUUCCCUCACAAGGAAAUCUAUCUCCGUGAUUUUGAAAGACCGAAUCUGGAGGCUGUACUCAAAAGUAAAGACGCGGGUGAAGAUUUUGCUUUUGGUAACUUCAAACGAUCUUGUGAAAUUGUUUUGAUGAAGAGCUGCCAGGGAAUUGAGGGGAAGUAUCUUGAAUCAUUAUCCGUCUUGUGCCAGAAAAAGAUGUUACCUGUCGGACCACUUGUUACACAUACUGACAAUGAAGAAGAGUAUUCAGAUAUCAUGCAGUGGCUAAGCAAGAAAAAUCAGUUCUCAACUUUGUUUAUCUCCUUUGGUAGUGAAAACUACUUGUCCACAGAGCAGAUUGAAGAGAUGGCACGGAGCUUGGAGCUUUGUGAUGUUAACUUUUUAUGGGUAAUUAGAUUUCCUGCUGGGGAGACAACUGGUAUACAAAAGGCACUACCAGAGGGGUUUCUUGAGAGGGUGCAAGAGAGGGGUAAGAUUGCCCAAGGAUGGGCACCACAAGCUAAAAUUUUGGCGCAUUCAAGUAUUGGUGGUUUCUUGACUCAUUGUGGAUGGAGUUCUAUAAUGGAAAGCAUUUAUUUUGGUGUUCCUGUUAUAGCCAUGCCUUUGAAAUAUGAUCAGCCUAUAAAUGCUAGGCUGGUGGUGGAGGCUGGCGUUGGGGUGGACGUAGCAAGAGACGAGAAUGGACAUUUUAAGAAUGAAGAUGUAGCGAGCGCCAUACAUAAAGUUCUCGUAGAUAAGAGUGGAGAAGACAUGAGGUCAAAGGCUAAGCAAUUAAGCAAUAAAAUGAAAGAUGAAGAAGAAGUAGCCAUAAAUGAAACAGCAAAGCAGCUAUUGCAGCUAUGUAUCAAGUAUAAGCAGCAGCAGUGA